GUCUCCAACUCCGACUCCUCCCGGAUUCGAUGCUUCUAGAAAAAGCGACGCCCUUUGUUGUAGUCCUUUAAACUCCACCGCCUCCUCUUCCUCUUCUCCCCUUCUCUCUUUGUCGUCGGAGCGAGAGAGAAACGUCGCACCCUUGUUGAUCCCUUGCGGCUUCCCUCAAAGAUUUAUUGAAAAGAUGAGCGUUGUGGGGUUCGAUCUUGGGAAUGAGAGCUGCAUUGUUGCUGUGGCGCGGCAGCGGGGUAUUGAUGUUGUUCUUAAUGAUGAGUCUAAGCGUGAGACCCCUGCCAUCGUGUGCUUUGGUGAGAAGCAGAGGUUUAUUGGUACAUCGGGGGCGUCCUCGUCGCUGAUGAACCCUAAGAACUCUGUGUCUCAGAUCAAGCGGCUUGUUGGGCGGAAGUUUUCUGAUCCUGAGCUCCAGCGUGAUCUUCAGUCACUGCCUUAUUUGGUGACUGAAGGUCCAGAUGGGUUCCCGUUGAUCCAUGCGAGGUAUCUUGGCGAGCAGAGGGCUUUCACUCCUACCCAAGUGCUUGCGAUGGUUCUUUCGAACCUGAAAGGGAUAGCUGAGAGCAAUCUUAAUGCUGCAGUUGUGGAUUGCUGCAUUGGUAUCCCAGUGUAUUUCACUGAUCUCCAGAGGAGAGCCGUUGUUGAUGCUGCCACUAUUGCUGGGUUGCAUCCUUUGCGGUUGUUCCAUGAGACAACUGCAACAGCUUUGGCAUAUGGUAUAUAUAAGACAGACCUGCCUGAGAAUGACCAGCUCAAUGUUGCAUUUGUUGAUGUCGGCCAUGCAAGCAUGCAGGUCUGUAUUGCGGGGUUCAAGAAAGGGCAGUUAAAAAUUUUGUCGCAUGCGUAUGAUCGGUCUCUUGGCGGGAGGGAUUUUGAUGAUGCUCUUUUCAAGCACUUUGCGGCUAAGUUCAGGGACGAAUACAAGAUUGACGUGUAUCAGAAUGCUCGUGCAUGCCUCAGGUUACGUGCUGCGUGUGAGAAAUUAAAAAAGAUGCUGAGUGCGAAUCCUGAGGGACCACUGCACAUUGAAUGCUUGAUGGAUGAGAAGGAUGUUAAGGGUUUCAUUAAGAGGGAUGAGUUUGAGCAGAUCAGUAUGCCGAUACUGGAGCGGGUGAAAGCCCCAUUAGAGAAGGCACUUCUGGAUGCUGGGUUAACUGUGGAAAACAUCCACUCAGUUGAGGUUGUUGGAUCAGGCUCCCGGGUGCCAGCAAUUAUCAGGAUAUUGACAGAGUUCUUUAGCAAAGAGCCUAGACGCACUAUGAAUGCAAGUGAGUGUGUUGCCCGUGGCUGUGCCCUUCAGUGUGCUAUUCUCAGCCCUACAUUCAAAGUGCGCGAGUUUCAGGUUCAUGAGAAUUUCCCUUUCCCAAUUGCCUUGUCUUGGAAAGGAGCUGCCCCUGACGCACAAAAUGACGCUCCAGAUCAGCAUCAAAAUACUGUUGUAUUUCCCAAAGGAAACCAAAUUCCCAGUAUUAAAGCUUUGACAUUUUUUAGAUCUAGCACAUUCUCAGUUGAUGUUAUGUACACUGAUGUGGCUGAUCAGCAAAUACCAGCGAAGAUCAGCACAUAUACAAUUGGUCCUUUUCAAUCCACCAAAGGUGAACGUGCUAAAUUGAAAGUUAAAGUCCGUUUGAAUCUGCACGGAAUUGUUUCUGUUGAGUCAGCAACUAUGCUAGAGGAGGAAGAAGUUGAAAUACCAGUAUCAGCUACGAAAGAGCCACCGAAAGAAGAUACUAAGAUGGAUGCAGAUGAUACCUCUACUGGGGAAACAGAUGCGAAUAUGCAGGAUUCUAAACCUCCAGCUGAUGGUUCUGGUGUUGGGUCCGAAAAUGGAGCAACUGAUUCAGCUGACAAGCCUGUGCAGAUGGAGACAGAUGCCAAGGCUGAGGUUUCCAAAAAGAAGGUUAAGAAAACCAAUGUUUCAGUAUCUGAGAUAGUGUACGGAGGAAUGGCAGCUACAGAUUUGCAGAAGGCGGUGGAGAAGGAGUUCGAGAUGGCUCUCCAAGAUAGAGUUAUGGAAGAAACCAAAGACAAGAAGAAUGCUGUGGAGGCAUAUGUUUAUGAUAUGCGAAACAAGCUUCACGACAAGUAUCAGGAUUUUGUGCAAGAAGCAGAAAAAGAAGCUUUCGCUACUAAGCUGCAGGAGGUUGAGGAUUGGCUCUAUGAAGAUGGCGAGGAUGAAACAAAGGGUGUUUAUAUUGCGAAGCUUGAUGAGUUGAAGAAGCAAGGUGAUCCUAUUGAAGAGCGUUACAAGGAGUAUACUGAGAGAGGGCCUACUACUGAGCAACUUGCUUACUGCUUCAAUAGUUACAGAGAGGCAGCUCUAUCUAAAGAUCCAAAAUUCGACCACAUUGAAGUUGCUGAAAAGCAGAAGGUUAUUAACGAGUGUUCUGAGGCAGAAGCAUGGCUGAGAGAGAAAAAGCAGCAGCAGGAUGCGUUGCCUAAAUUUGCUGCACCUGUUCUUCUUUCAGCUGAUAUAAAGAGAAAGGCAGAAGCAUUGGAUAGGUUUUGCAGGCCGAUAAUGACAAAGCCAAAGCCAGCUCCUGCUAAGCCACAGACUCCACCGCCACCAGCAGCAGCAGAGACGCAAGCAAACGAACCACCUGUUGUUGACGAACAAAUGGGAGAACAGACAACGGACGCUCCUGCACCAGCAGCUCCAACUGAACCAAUGGAGACUGACAAACCCGACGGUGGAAAUCCAUCAGCAUAAAGAUGGACAUUUGCUAGUCAAUUUCAUCUUUGCUCUACAGAAGGUUAUCGGCUUCCAAGUCCUGGCUGCUAUUUAGUGAUUUUAUUAUGUCUUCUCCAGUAAUCUGGUUUUUUGAAAUGGGGUUUACAGGGAGAACAUGCACACCUUUCUCUUACUCAUUUGUUCUCAAAUUUUGUUUGGAGAUAUUCUUAAUACAUUGUCUGCUGGAUUCUGCCCUUGCUUGUUUGAUUGAUUUUCUCUGUUUUCUUUGUAUUAUUUGAACCUAGAAAGUUUAGUAGGAUUACAGUCAUCACUCCCUUUUUUUAUAAUA
Messenger RNA from Dioscorea cayenensis subsp. rotundata (Guinea yam), 3032 nucleotides. Its product is annotated as heat shock 70 kDa protein 14-like. The record is from RefSeq and is a predicted model, not a curated record. Gene Ontology annotation, cellular component: cytosol; nucleus. Gene Ontology annotation, biological process: protein folding. Gene Ontology annotation, molecular function: ATP-dependent protein folding chaperone; ATP binding. NCBI's taxonomy places the organism in Eukaryota, Viridiplantae, Streptophyta, Magnoliopsida, Dioscoreales, Dioscoreaceae. Bases 185 to 2722 code for a protein of 845 amino acids. The transcript is spliced from 10 exons.